AUGGGCAGCUUUACGAAGGGCUCCAUAGAGCUGAGAUACGCCCAAGUGUCUAGCUCAGCCCUAGAUGUGUAUAAGGAGUCUGGAGUGCUCAGGUGGCAGAUUAAUCUCGGUGAUAAAAGUCUUAGCCAGAUCAUCUCGACAGUGCUCUCUCACCCAAUCUUUAAUGGCACUUUUCUGUUCCUUGCUACUUUUGCCAUGAAUCUUCGACAAGCCUUCAACGAGGAUACUGAACAAGCCCUAGGACCAACUCUCUUCUCUUUCAACUCUUUGACGACCUUGUGCGAAGAUGAAACCAUAAAGAAACAUGGCAGCGAUGCCAAAGCCACGCCCUCAACAUCGGAAUCUAGACUACACGAAAGCAGUGACGGAAGCAUCUCUACAUACUCACCUGUGACUUGGGAUGGGCCGGAAGACUCAGCAAAUCCCAAGAACUGGAACCGAAGACAGAAAUGGACAAUGGGCAGUGGCGUACUAGCUGACUGCUGGAAGCCAGAGGAGAGAGGGAAGGGAAUUGCAUUCAUGCAAUUCGCCCCCGUGUUAGGACUCGCAGUCGGCCCUAUUGCGGGUGGGUAUAUCUCUCAAUACGCUACCUGGCGAUGGACCUUUUGGUCCGUGGUAAUCUUGAACUUCACGGUGCAAGUCAUCGCCUUUAUCUUUCUUAGAGAGACAUACGCCCCACGACUCUUGCACCUGAAGGCCAAGCGACUGCGUAAGCUCUACAACGAUAUGUCUAUUAAAACGGAGUGGGAAAAGCAGGAGCGCACACUCGCUGUCAUCCUCAGGACCAGCCUAUCUCGCCCAUGGAUCAUGCUCGCUACUCAGCCCAUUAUACAAAGCCUCGCGCUCUAUCAGGCGUUCAAUUUUGGACUACUAUAUCUCAUCAUAUCUAGCUUUCCGAAACUGUGGGAGCAUUACUAUGGCAUGCACAAAGGGCAAGCGAGCCUGAACUACAUCUCUAUUGCCGUCGGAGCAUUGAUCGGUGUUUUGAUCUCCGCCCCAACAAUGGACAUGAUUUAUCAAAGACUCAAACGACGUCGAGGUAUUGAGAAGGAUGGGAAGGGAGUCCCGGAGUUUCGCAUUCCAUUAAUGGUCCCCGCUUCUCUUCUUACGCCCUGUGGGAUAAUGCUUUUCGCCUGGACUGCGCAAAACAAGAUGCACUUCAUGCUUCCCAACGUGGGCAUAGCCAUCACUAUCGGCAGCAGCAUGGUAUCAUACCAAUGCAUAUCGGCUUACAUCGCCGAUUGCUAUGCUCUUCACACUGCUUCGGCCUCGGCGGCUUGUUGCUUCAUGAGAUCCAUGUUUGCAUUCGCAUUCCCACUGUUCGUCCCGGCGUUGUUCAGGAAUCUUGGCUAUGGCCUAGGUGGGAGUUUGCUAGCCAUCAUUGCAGUGGUGAUUGGUGUGCCAGCGCCUUUGUUGCUCUGGAGAUAUGGAGCAAAGCUACGGACUCUCAGUAAAUUUGGUGUUGCUGAAUAG
Molecule: messenger RNA, 1473 nt
Organism: Colletotrichum lupini
Lineage: Eukaryota; Fungi; Ascomycota; Sordariomycetes; Glomerellales; Glomerellaceae
Product: major facilitator superfamily transporter
Exons: 6
Coding region: 1-1473 (490 amino acids)
Biological process (GO): transmembrane transport
Molecular function (GO): transmembrane transporter activity
Source: RefSeq, a predicted model, not a curated record